Molecule: messenger RNA, 1798 nt
Organism: Annulohypoxylon maeteangense
Lineage: Eukaryota; Fungi; Ascomycota; Sordariomycetes; Xylariales; Hypoxylaceae
Exons: 1
Coding region: 142-1473 (443 amino acids)
Source: RefSeq, a predicted model, not a curated record
CUUUACACCAACGGUCAAAUCAAUCCUUUAUCAUCCAUACAUAAACGGUCUAGUUAACUAAUUGAACCUGGUCAAUUAAUUGACAGACAUGGAUGCGAUAUAUUAGGAUUGUAUAUAUCUUGACAAAAAUACCUAUACAAGAUGGCACCAAAUCAAUACGGAUCGCUCGAUCCUCUUCAACAAUAUAAUCAACUCACAUUUGCCGUCAUUCCUCAACAACAGCAUACACAACAUCCACAACACCCUCAACUUCCCCAACAUCAACAUCAACAUCAAUCUCAACUCCAAUCACAACUCCAUCAACAUCAACAUCAACACCAGCAACCCCUCCAACAAGCCCCUCCUCACCAUCAUCAACAGCUCCAACCCACCCCUACUACAGCUGUCCCUCCACCAACUUAUCAACAACACAUAUCCGUACCAUCCUCCUUACCAUCUACCAUACCAUCUACCAUACCAUCUACUAUACCAUCCUCUAUACCACCAGCCAACAAUGGCGUCACACAACAGCAGCAACAACAGGGUGUCAACCCAAAUCCUAAUCCUACACAACAAUCACCCUCUACUCCUAUUGUGGAAAUACCCACUACCACGAAUAGCCCCCACCUUGAUGAACCACAACGCAAACGCCGCCGCGUAGGUCGUCCCCCCAAAUCGCAAGCGACAAGAGACUACCUCGACCGACGCGCCAAUGCGAACCUACCUCCGCCCCCUCCUCUCCCGCCCCAAGUCCAUGUGCCGCAACCGCUAAGUAAGGGCCCGUACAACACGGCUGAAGACGCCGUCUUCUCGCUGCAGCUGCACGUCUUCAGUACCGGGUACGGCGUCUCGCAAAAGCGCACGGUGAAAGAGAAGCUCCCGUCCGGGCGCUACGACCCAGCUGGCCCCGUGAUCCGUAAGGACUUCGCUUGCGACCGCGGUGGCUCGGAGUUUGUGUCGCAGGGCACGGGGGAGCGACGCCGCGAGAGUAAGAAAUGUGGAUGUCCCUGGAAGGCGGUAGCACGCCGGCUCAAGCGCGAGGGUGAUCGCUGGUUUCUCGAGGUCCUAAACCCGCGGCACAACCACCCCGUUACCUCGCCCGAGAACAUGCAUACGAUCGCCUCGUACCGCCGGUGGCAGCGCGACAAUAAUGCCGGGAUAAGGACGGCCGUCGGCAGAUUGACGCGAGCCGCAGCGAUGCCUGCGAGGCAAAUUGCAGAUUACUUGAAGGGCCAAUUCGCGGAUCCAGAUCUCGAUCGCAUCGAUAAGAACAUCCUGCGCGCGCUGAGUAUGAACGAUGUGGAACUACCGAGCGAUGGGUCGGCGCAGGGUUCGGUUGCGUUUGACGUUAUAGGGAGACGGCCGACGAUUAUAUUGCAGGAGACCCCGGGGAGCUCUGGACAGGUUGGGAAUGAUAGUACGGAAACGGAUCCAGGUUAUCCGAGACGUAGUCGUGUGGAAACUUUCAGUGGCAUGGGUGUGAUUCGGUUUUGAGAACAGCCUAGUGAAGGCAGAAGUGUCCGUACGCUGAGCAUCGACUUACCAAGCUAGGCUGCUUCCCUCUUUACCCAGGUACCUUAAGGUCCAUUGUGUGCUUACAUUAUGCUCGGAGGCCACUGUUUAUACAUGGGAUACAAGUCCGUAGUGGUCGGAUAAUGGUAAAAUAUUGUAAUAUCAUGGGAGAGGCUUCGACCAUCUAUCUAUAUGGUCACAUAUCUACAGUGUAUAUAUUUUCAAAUCUCAAUAAAUGUAAAUAAGGUUACGGGUGUCAAGAGGGAAAGGGAAAAGAAUCUUGAGAAUAUAUAAGGGCUAACCAAAG